AUGGCUUCGUCCUUUUCCAUUCCGUCGUUCCGGCUGACACAACUUGCACAAGAUGCAUACGAGUUGCCUUUACAAACCUUCGCCAACACCCAUGAUGCGCAUCCAUCGAUAGGGCAUCUAUGCCUCCUCGUCUUCGAGGCUGUUCUUGAAGUAGUAUGUGUCAGUCUACCUGGCUACAUCGUUGCGCGACUCGGUCACUUCGAUGCCGAGAAGCAGAAAUUCUUGGCCAACCUCAAUGUUAUGCUAUUUACACCAUGCCUGAUCUUUACGAAACUUGCAUCCCAGCUUAACGCUGAGAAGCUUUCUGAUCUCGCCAUCAUUCCAAUCAUCUUCGUCGUCCAAACAUUCGUCUCAUGGGUCGUAUCCUACAUUGUCGCCAAGCUGUUCCGAUUCAACAGACGGGCGUCCAACUUCGUCACAGCUAUGGGUGUUUUUGGAAACUCGAACUCCCUGCCUAUCUCCCUUGUUCUGUCGCUCUCUCAAACUCUGAAGGGGCUGCAUUGGGACAAGAUCCCUGGCGAUAACGACGAUGAGGUUGGUGCGCGAGGUAUUCUUUACCUCCUCAUCUUCCAGCAACUUGGUCAGCUUGUUCGUUGGAGUUGGGGAUACCACGUUCUCCUUGCUCCUAAGGACUCAUACCCCGAGUAUCGCGAGGAGAUUGCAGAGGAAGGACAACGUUACCGAGAUGAGGAACACGAUGAGCACGAGACUGCAGCCUUGAUUGAGGGUCUUGAUGGAGAGACGGAAGAUGAGGGUGACCACCACAGCAUCGAUUCGCAGAACUAUGAUCCUGCUGGCCGUACUCCUAUCGCGAGCGCCUCCAGGGUGUCACUUGCAGUUUCUAGCGAUGACGACCUCCCCAAGAAAAACAACUCAAAGAACCACCAAGGACAUCCGGAAAUUGUUGCACCUCUCAAUGGCAACCAUGGUAGCAUGGACUCUUUUCCCCCUGUCCCAUCACUGGAAGACGAUGAAGAGCCAUCUGGCGUUGCGGAACGUACCAAGUCUGCGAUCAAGUCACCCUUUAUCCGUAUCCAAAAGGCAACUUCCAAGACCCUCACCAACUGGUAUCAGAAGUCUCCUGCUACUGUCAAGUCUUUCUUGAAGUUCACCAAGCGUGUGGGUGGAAAGGUCAACAACUUCAUCUGGGAGUUCAUGAACCCUCCCCUGUGGGCUAUGCUGAUCGCCGUCCUUGUUGCCUCUAUCCCAGACCUCCAGCGACUGUUCUUCGAGGAGGGCUCUUUUGUCCAGAACAGUGUGACCAACGCCGUUCGCUCCAGUGGAAAUGUUGCUGUGCCAUUGAUUCUUGUCGUACUUGGCGCUAACCUUGCUCGCAACACUAUGGCAAAGGAUGAGGCUUUGGACCCUGAGGAAGAGCGCAUGGGAACUAAGCUCCUGGUUGCCUCGCUGCUUUGCCGUAUGGUUCUACCCACAGCCAUCAUGGCCCCCAUGCUUGCGCUUAUGGCCAAAUAUGUGAACGUCAGCAUUCUUGACGAUCCCAUCUUCGUUAUCGUCUGCUUCUUGCUCACUGGAGCCCCCAGUGCCCUUCAGCUUGCUCAAAUCUGCCAAAUUAACGGCGUCUUUGAGAAGACCAUGGGCAGAAUCUUGUUCCAAAGUUAUGUUAUCUGGAUCCUCCCCUCUACUCUCAUUUUGGUGAUGAUGGCCCUUGAAGUUGUCGAGUGGGCCAGGUAA
This is a messenger RNA of Fusarium sp. VM40, 1692 nucleotides long. NCBI's taxonomy places the organism in Eukaryota, Fungi, Ascomycota, Sordariomycetes, Hypocreales, Nectriaceae. The record is from the annotation of a GenBank genome assembly.